Messenger RNA from Nakaseomyces glabratus, 1302 nucleotides. RefSeq names its product proteasome regulatory particle base subunit RPT2 (gene RPT2). Gene Ontology annotation, biological process: proteasome-mediated ubiquitin-dependent protein catabolic process. Gene Ontology annotation, molecular function: proteasome-activating activity; ATP hydrolysis activity; ATP binding. Gene Ontology annotation, cellular component: proteasome regulatory particle, base subcomplex. Lineage: Eukaryota; Fungi; Ascomycota; Saccharomycetes; Saccharomycetales; Saccharomycetaceae. The record is from RefSeq and is a predicted model, not a curated record.
AUGGGUCAAGGAGUUUCACAAGAUAAGAAGAAGAAGAAAGGUGGCAAGCCAAAGUAUGAACCACCGGUACAAAGCAAGUUUGGCAGAAAGAAAAGGAAAGGUGGGCCAGCUACCGCUGAGAAAUUGCCUAAUGUAGUUCCUUCAACGCGAUGCAAGUUGAAGCUAUUGCGUAUGGAACGUAUCAAGGACCACCUUUUGCUAGAGGAAGAGUUUGUAACUAAUUCAGAGAUAUUGAAACCAUUCGAAAAGAAGCAAGAAGAGGAGAAGAAGCAAUUGGAGGAGAUUAGAGGUAAUCCAUUGAGUAUAGGUACUUUGGAAGAAAUCAUUGACGAUGAUCAUGCAAUUGUGACGUCUCCAACAAUGCCAGACUACUAUGUGUCAAUCUUAUCGUUUGUGGAUAAGGAGUUACUAGAGCCAGGCUGUUCUGUCUUAUUGCAUCACAAGACCAUGUCCAUCGUGGGUGUUCUACAAGAUGACGCCGAUCCAAUGGUGUCAGUGAUGAAAAUCGAUAAAUCACCAACAGAAUCAUACAGCGACAUUGGUGGUUUAGAAUCGCAAAUCCAGGAGAUUAAAGAAUCUGUGGAACUACCUCUAACACACCCGGAGUUAUACGAAGAGAUGGGUAUCAAGCCUCCAAAGGGUGUAAUUCUUUAUGGUGCUCCAGGUACCGGUAAAACAUUACUGGCGAAAGCGGUUGCAAAUCAAACGUCAGCCACAUUUUUAAGGAUAGUUGGUUCCGAACUGAUUCAGAAAUAUUUGGGUGAUGGUCCAAGGUUGUGUAGACAAAUUUUCAAAGUAGCUGCUGAGAAUGCUCCAAGUAUUGUUUUCAUCGAUGAAAUCGAUGCUAUUGGUACAAAGAGAUACGACUCGAAUAGUGGUGGUGAAAGAGAAAUUCAGAGAACAAUGUUGGAACUACUAAAUCAACUUGACGGUUUCGACGAUAGAGGUGACGUUAAAGUUAUUAUGGCAACAAAUAAGAUUGAAUCCUUAGACCCUGCAUUGAUUAGACCUGGUAGAAUCGACCGUAAAAUUCUUUUCGAAAAUCCGGAUUUAUCUACUAAGAGAAAGAUUUUGGGUAUUCACACAUCGAAAAUGAACUUGAGCUCAGAUGUCGAUCUUGAGAACCUAGUGACGAGUAAAGAUGACUUAUCUGGUGCAGAUAUACAAGCAAUGUGUACAGAGGCCGGUCUAUUGGCCUUGAGAGAAAGAAGAAUGCAAGUCACUGCUGAAGAUUUCAAACAAGCGAAGGAACGUGUUAUGAAGAAUAAGAUAGAAGAAAACCUAGAAGGUUUGUAUCUAUAA